UGAUUAUUUCUUCUCCUCCCACUGUGUUAUCAGAGGGGCCACUGUUUACUCUCCUCUUCACCCUCUGCCACAGAGGCCUGUCUUUACACACUGGAAUGGACAAGAGGACAGCUUGUAGCUUUCAUAAUAAUUAUACACAACCUAGCUACCUUUAGGAGUGAGUAGUGGAGGAGAGAAAAAUAUUUUAACAAGAUGUAUCUUGCUAGUUUUUGUAUGGUUCUGUUAGGAUGUUUAGCCCUGGGUCAUGCAGCACCUACAGUCGCUCCAACAGUAUCACCCGAGGAUGAAAAUCUGGCAGAGGAUUACCUCUCUUCAUUCUACGCUGAUAUUGGGGUGACAAACGCCACAUCUCGAAGAAUCUUAAGGAGAAAUUACACUGAGGAUCUAGAAUCCAUGCAGGCUUUCUUUGGCCUAGAGGUGACUGGUGUCCUGAACAAUGAAACGGUUGAGAUGAUGAAGGCACCCAGGUGUGGUGUGUCAGACAUCAGCCGUUAUGCACACUUUGCUGGGAAACCCAGAUGGCUGAAAAGGCUGAUUACGUACAGGAUCACUCAGUACUCUCCAGAUCUGACCCAGCCACAGGUGGAUGCAACCAUCGCCCAGGCCUUCCAGCUCUACAGCGAUGUUACCCCCCUGAACUUUAAACAGAUCCGCUCUGGCACUGCAGACAUCAUGAUCCUCUUCAAGGGUGGAUAUCACGGGGACUUUUACCCUUUUGAUGGGAGAGGGGGAGUCUUGGCUCAUGCCAACUCUCCAGGAAGGGAUCAGGGAGGGGACACGCACUUUGAUGAUGAUGAAACCUGGACUCUCACCCAAAGAGGUGUGAAUCUGCUGCUGGUGGCAGCCCAUGAGUUUGGCCAUGCUCUGGGCCUGGAUCACUCCAGGGACAGAAGUGCACUCAUGUUCCCUACUUAUCAAUAUGUCAACACAAAUGGAUAUAAGCUGCCAGAUGAUGACAAGCGAGGAGUUCAAGCCCUAUAUGGUAGCCGUAACCCAGAACCCACAACAGCACCAAAACCCAAGCCACCUCCUCGCCCAGAGCCUGAACCAGAACCAGAGGAACCAACAGAAGAUCCCAACCCAGACCCUCUGCCUAACCCUGGAAAUGAGCAGUGCAGCCGUGACCUUGUGUUUGACGCUGCCACCUCAAUCAGGGGAGACCUGUUCUUCUUCAAAAAUGGAUACUACUGGAGGAAAAGUUCAAGCUUUCAAGGCAUCCGUUUAACCAAAGUGAGCACAAAAUGGUCAAGAAUCAACACUGUUGAUGCUGCGUUUGAGGUCCCACAAAAGGAUGCGGUGUAUCUAUUUGAAGGUCGUCAAUACUGGGGCAUAAGAGCUUACGCAAAGACAAUCAUGACAGGCUAUCCAAAGCCUCUCACCAACCUUGGCCUCCCUUCUACAGUCAAUAAGGUGGAUGGAGCUGUUUAUGUGCCAACUACUAGAAAAACUCUAAUUUUUGUGAAUAACCAGUACUGGAGCUAUGAUGAGGGCAGGAACCAAAUGGACUAUGGGUACCCGCGAUACAUCAGAACAGAUUUCCCUGGCGUAGGCUCCAAAGUAGAUGCAGUCUUUGAAAACUAUGGAUAUCUUUAUUUCUCAAAUGGACCCAGACAGAGUGAGUACUACCUGCCCUACAAGAGAGUGAUGCGUGUACUGCUCAACUACGGCUGGCUCAACUGCUACUGAGAACUUGGAAACAAAUGACGCAACUGGCUAUGUCCAAGAUGUAAAUGCAAUUAAUGUGCAUGUUAUGUAAACAAAAAUGCAAAUAAAGUAUAAUACAGUCUUGAGAUUUUUGGAACAAUUCUUGGACGCAGGUGUUGUCUUGUGGUUAUACUAGGCUCCUGCUUAGUUGUUCAAAAAACAGCAAAGUAGAGAGUCAGAGUGUAAAGGUUAGAAAGUGAUAAUCCCUCCAUCAGUACUGUAAAUAACAAUUGUCUUGCAUUACUGUUAUUAAGUGAAUUGUUACUCAUUUUUACUUAUUCA
Molecule: messenger RNA, 1986 nt
Organism: Notolabrus celidotus (New Zealand spotty)
Lineage: Eukaryota; Metazoa; Chordata; Actinopteri; Labriformes; Labridae
Product: collagenase 3-like
Exons: 11
Coding region: 193-1686 (497 amino acids)
Biological process (GO): extracellular matrix organization; proteolysis; collagen catabolic process
Cellular component (GO): extracellular matrix
Molecular function (GO): zinc ion binding; metalloendopeptidase activity
Source: RefSeq, a predicted model, not a curated record